Messenger RNA from Tremella mesenterica DSM 1558, 2454 nucleotides. RefSeq lists its product as uncharacterized. The record is from RefSeq and is a predicted model, not a curated record. The annotation marks the transcript as partial. NCBI's taxonomy places the organism in Eukaryota, Fungi, Basidiomycota, Tremellomycetes, Tremellales, Tremellaceae. The transcript has 18 exons. Gene Ontology annotation, molecular function: zinc ion binding; DNA binding; DNA-binding transcription factor activity, RNA polymerase II-specific. Gene Ontology annotation, biological process: regulation of DNA-templated transcription; DNA-templated transcription.
AUGUCUCGUCCCCCUCCGCACCCAUCUUCCUCUUAUCCGCAAGGGCACAAUCGUCUACCUUCGUUCCCACAACUUCUCCAUCACUCUCACCAGCAAAGUUCAUCCAGCCAUCCCCAAUCCAGUCACUCUUCUUACCCUUCUCUCACCAGAUCCGAUCCACACGCCAGAAUUCGAGAACCAACUCCGGACGAUUUACAGGAAGAUGAAGAGUAUGAUGGCAACAAGAGGUCAUCAGGCGUAAAGAUGGAAGCUGGGCCGAGUGGGAGUGGUUCAACCGAGAGAAAGCAUGCGACCAGGAAACGGGUCGUUCAGAGUUGUUCGGAGUGUCGGCGAAGGAAGAUCAAGUGCGAUAAAAAAUUUCCAUGUGGUCCUUGUAUCCUUCGGGGCGAUCAAUCAAAGUGUAGAGAAGUAGGCAUGGCCGAAAAGAACAUCACUGCGGCAUCUCCUUUCGCGACGACGACCGAUCUUGCCCACGUCUCUCAUCGAUUGGACGCGUUAGAAGCUUCUCUUGUCAAGACCGGCGCCCUCAUACCUGCCGACCUUGAGUAUUUCUCGAGAGAAUCACAUGUCGGCGUCUCUGCAGCGGAAAAGCGUAUCACCGACGAAGACUCGGAAGACCAAGAUGAUACAGAGGAUGCUGCUCUGACUUUGGAACAUCUGGCUUGGGGUCGUUCGAGAGUGGAAGGAAGUCACUCCAUAGCGCACUUUGGUACACAUCCAAAUUCUGCUUCCACCAAAGCACCCAAUAAUGAUUAUCAUUUCUCUACAUUUUCUAGACCCCCGGUCAAUUAUCAUUUACCAUCCCCCCAUUUCCGAUCCACAGGACCGUCUCCGACUGCUCAUCGGAAUUCAAUUGGCGAACGUUCCAAUAGCCGGACUUCGGGUAUGAUUGGGAUGACAGAGGAUGAGAAAUUCAGGAGGAUCGAGGAACUUGUACAGCUCAUUGGGCUGAUGGAUCCUCUCGAGUUGUUCUGGAGCAAGACGACCGUUGGACUGAGAUGGAUAGUGGACCGUUUGCCAAGCCCAGAUAGGGGGAAACUACUUAUCACAAAUUAUCUCCAGAAGGUGGAUUGGCUUUUCAGGUGCAUUCACGUUCCUACUUUUCUCAAACAAUGCAGUGAUCUCUGGGCUGUGCCCCGAGAUAGAAUAUCUGAAGAGAUAUCACUCCCAUUUAUAGCCCUAUACAUCUGCGCGUGUUCGCUCGGCUUGCAGUUCAUGGACCCCGAAGAGAUCGCCGAGAACUUUACUCCAGAGGAAGCCCACUCAGUGCCUUCGCAAUACUAUAAUUGCAUCAGAGCGUCAAUGUAUGGAUCCGAUUUUGGUGGCCAACCCACUGUUGAACACUGUCAAACAUUUGUUCUCAUGUGUGCUCUGAUGAACAACCGAGAUAGAUCCGAAAUCGCGUGGUCAUUCUUGGGUGCUCAUAUCAAAAUGGCACAAUCUCUAGGCAUGUCUCGACUGGGGGCCGAAGAGCCCGCAAACGAUGAGAAAGGAUCUCCCAUGUGGACUGGUCGCUGGGAAAGUCUCAUUCAACGUGAAGUGGGAAGGAGAACAUGGUGGAACCUCGUCUACCUGGAUUGGUCACAAGCUCCAAGUUAUCAUAACCAAUCUUGUGUCACGCCAGAUCAGAUAAGAACCGCCCUUCCUGCGAAUAUCGAUGAUGAAGACCUGAUCGAUGGCCUACCUUUACGAGCCAAACCAUUAAAUGUUCGCACGACCAUGUCUUUCCAGCUUGCGAAAUUCAAAUUCGCUGAGAUUGCCCAUCGACAAAUAUCGCAGGAGAUGAAUAUGCCUCAUGUACCUUAUUCCUUCGUGUAUAUGACUGAUGCACCAGUGGACGGAGAGUUACGAAAAGCAAUGAUGGAACUCCCCGCUUUCUUCCAACCUGAUCGUGAUCGAAGGCCUCCCCUACCGCAUGAUCCCAAAAAUCUGGUCCAGUACUAUGAGAAGAUUAUGCUCAGUUUGGCGGUACAUUCAAGAAUGCUCCAGCUUCAUAGACCUUGGUUAUCACGGGGAUACAAGGAUGAGCGAUUCGCCUAUUCGAAAGAACAAUGUCUGCGAGCUGCUAGGGCGAGCGUACGAAUGAUGUUACAAGAUGAUGGUGUUGCUUCGUUUUUGGAGAAAUGGUGGAUCCCGUUGUUUUACGUGUCCGUAGCGGAUAUGUUGAUCAUCAUAGAUUUGCUAAGGACAAACAAAAAACAUAUGCAUUCGAAAGAUACAGAUGCUAAGAUUGCCGAGCUGAAAGUCCGACGGAUUGCACAUGUUUCUCAUCCGGCUCGAGCUGUGGUCAAGGUGAUGGAUACUUUGAUGGCCGAAGUGGAAGAAAGACGAAAACCUACUUCAACAUUAGGUAAACGUAAAUCCCCAUCAGCCGAAGCUGGUAAUGAAGAAGAACCGAACCUUCAACAUGCAGUUAAGAAAUUAAUCCUUCAAGCUGCUUUAGAACAAGAUUCU